AUGCUCCUAUCGCACCUGCCCAAAGCGCGUUGCCUCCGCAGUCACGCCGAAUCGGGACUAGUGUCGCACACUACGAAUUACCAAAGAUUCCGACGGUCGACGAAUCUUCCUCAUCUUCGACAGACGCCAACCCGACCUUUCAUCGACACCGCUUCCUCGUCGAACAACACCGCAAAAAUGGCCACCGAGUUGAACGUCCAGUCGGAGCGCGCUUUCCAGAAGCAGCCUCACAUCUUCCUUAACACCAAGGCUAAGGCUUCCUCCAAGAAGACCGCCCAGGGCCGCCGCUGGUACAAGGACGUCGGUCUCGGUUUCCGUACCCCCAAGACCGCCAUUGAGGGAACCUACAUCGAUAAGAAGUGCCCCUUCACUUCCCAGGUCUCCAUCCGCGGCCGUGUCCUCGUCGGCAAAGUCGUCUCCACCAAGAUGCACCGUACCCUCGUCAUCCGCCGUGAAUACCUGCACUACGUCCCCAAGUACAACCGUUACGAGCGUCGCCACAAGAACCUCUCCGCCCACGUCUCCCCCGCUUUCCGUGUUGAGGAGGGUGACAUGGUUACCGUCGGCCAGUGCCGUCCUCUGAGCAAGACUGUUCGCUUCAACGUCCUCAAGGUCCACGCCAAGACCUCCCGCGCUGUUAAGUCUUUCUCCAAGUUCUAGGUUAA
Molecule: messenger RNA, 665 nt
Organism: Penicillium paradoxum
Lineage: Eukaryota; Fungi; Ascomycota; Eurotiomycetes; Eurotiales; Aspergillaceae
Product: 40S ribosomal uS17 domain-containing protein
Exons: 5
Coding region: 1-660 (219 amino acids)
Biological process (GO): translation
Cellular component (GO): ribosome; cytosolic small ribosomal subunit
Molecular function (GO): structural constituent of ribosome
Source: RefSeq, a predicted model, not a curated record